AGAGCACGAAAGGCCCAAGGAUAAACCGCGGUGCCACGAACCUUUUCCAACCUCGAGUUGCGGUGAUGGAGUCCGAGCGCAAGAGAUCUCGACCAGUCGAAGAUCGCCAAGUGGCACUGCAGGCGUGGUGCCGCCUGUUCCUCAAGCUGAUCUUUGUGCUCUCCAGGGUCAACGAGAUGGCCUUUCGACUUCUUCGACCACGGCGACUGGCGGACCAGGACACCAGGGGCUACACUUCACCCGGGAGAAUGACAACGGCAAGUUCCAGGACACCACCGAGGGCAUCUUCGAGCGGGAUGCGGGACGACUUCGAGGUGAUCUCAAUGACGAGCGGACGCACUGGCCUGGGAGUGAACUCCGUGGCAUCAAGCCAAGCCAGUGCAGUGAUCGGGCAGGACUUGGUGACAGACCAGGUCUUACGACUGGUGGGACCGCCACUGAGGUGCGAUCAUCAGGAGACGACCAAGCUCUUCGUGUGUCGCAAGCAGGGUCCCAACUACAAGAGACUGUUCUGGAGGUGCCCGAGGCCACGAGGGAACCAAUGCUCCACUUUUGUGUGGCGCGAGACCCAGCCGUACCUGGAUCCGAUCUACCAGAACGACCUGGAGCCGGAGGACUACGCCCCAACGAUCUCCAGCCAGGAGUCCAAGACCCCCGUGGAGAACAUCAUCCAGGAGCUACAGCGACAGUGCCCACACACCAAGACCGACAAGAGGGGCACCAACCCGUACAAGAUCGUGGUGAAGUGUGCGACGUGUGGCAAACUUCUCAAGUCCGAGGUCACGGAACUGGGAAAGCAGAAAGAGAUCGAACGACGCCAGAAGGAAGUGGAGCCAACAUACCAGGACUAUCUGGAGUGGAAGAGGUCGGGGGCGUGCCAAGCUCGGGGAGUAUGGAGCGACCCGGGGACGGCAACCUCGAGCAACUCGAAGAAGAAGUAGAUUCUGAUGAGGACCAAGGUGACCAACAAAGGGACAAGGGAGUUAAUCAUGUGCUUAGACGAGCACAGACGGCGCUCGGAGAGACAGCCGGUAUGUGGCAGAACCUUAUAACCUAUGUCCAAAGCGACUCACCUAGGUCUGAUCAGAACAUGGCCAAAAUGGCCCAGGGUAUUUUUGAUGAUCAGAAUCCACGUCGGAUCUCUGACCGGCGGCAGCUGAAGAGACUGGCCAGUCUGCU
Durusdinium trenchii is the source of this 1179-nucleotide messenger RNA. The record is from the annotation of a GenBank genome assembly. NCBI's taxonomy places the organism in Eukaryota, Dinophyceae, Suessiales, Symbiodiniaceae.